UUUUUUCCCUCUUAUGUUCUAUUCUUAGUUUGGUUAAUUUUUAAGAUUAAGAUGAUCAGAUAUGAUCAAAAGAAUUUGAGAUAAUUUUUGUUUUUGUCAAGAGUUAAUUGUGUUAUUUGUUUGUUGUUUAUAAUCACUGAUGAGAAUUUAGAGGUGCUUAAUUAAUGAUUUACUGUUUGUUUAUCCUUUUAUUCCUUUGAGGUAUAUUUUGAUUGGAAUUUGUAAUACAUAUUUAUGGAGUUUGAUUGUGUUUAUUGAUAUGGGUGCUUUUUGUGUUUGUUGCAUGUCAGAAAAUCUUUUGGUGGGAGGUUUCUAUAAUUGCGUAGUGUAACUUUAUGAUGUGAAUAGUAGUAUUUGAUUUGGCGUGUUGUCUGUUUUUAGAAAUUUAAGUACCAAAAGAUUUUCAUCUGUGUAGGAAUUUUUUCUGGUGUGAGUUAAGAUUAUUUAUCAUGUGAUUUCCUAUUGAUUAUACUUCUACAAAAUUAGUGUUACUUUACAAGCUUUUGAAGGUUUUUAUGGAUAUUAGAAAUAGCCUGUUGAGUUGAGGUUGCACAAAUUCGACAUGAUUUGGUGGAAACCUUGUGCUCUUGGUGUUUGUUGUUGCUGUUGUUGUUGUUGGAAGUAAGAGUUAGGGGCACAAGUCGGUGCUCUGGGUGUUUGUUGCUGUUGCUAUUGGAAGUAAGAGUUAGGGAAACAAGUCGAUGCAUUGAUUUUCCAUAAACAAUCGCGUUCUAUCUUUAGGGCCUUUCUGUUAUUAUAGAAAUAAGGUUAUCUACAUCUUAGCAUUGGGGUAAUUUUGAGUUUUGAUGUUGUUGCUGUUGAUACCCUUUACCUUUCACCUGUUCGAGUACCGAGCAUAUGAGAGGAGAGAUUGGAGAAAUGUGUUUUUGAAUGAACUAUUUGUGGCUUUAUCUUUCUAAGUGGUCAUGAAUUGGAUAUGUUAAGAAAAUAGUUGUUCUUUGAUCUUAUUUCUUACCACCUAUGUGAAAGACUAUUAGAUUAUUUUUGUAUUCAUAAACUAGAUAACGCCUUUUAUGAUUAUUGAGUCAUUUGGGAUAGUUUUGACUGGAGUGUGAGCUGGGUUGAAAAGGAGGACUUCUUUCAUUCAAUUGCUACUAAUGAAUUUUAUGUUAAUAUGUGUUGUUUCUUGUUAAGGCUUGUUGUACCUGAGACGUCUUGUUUCAUAACCAAAGUAGAAUCGAGUUCUGUAUGAUGGAACAGGCUUGAUAAAUUGAGAAAUGAUAAAAAGUGGAGUUGCUUGCUUGGUAGUUGGUUCCUUUUCAUUUUAUGGGUUCUGGUGAGACCUGUAAUCUGAGAUCGGCUGGUUUGUGGUGGCUAUCUGACUUUUCCUAAAAUUCUUUUGGGGGUACCUUUUGUCUGAUAUCAUCAACCAUCGUUUUGGAUUGAUAGAUUACCCUGACGUCGCUGAUGAAUUUGUAACCAUGGGGUUUCAAUUAGAAUAUUCCUAUACUAUGACUUAAUUCUUUUUUCUUUUUUGUGGUGCUAUGAUUUCAAUUCUGGUACAGUGUAAUUGGAUAUAUUCUUGUAUUUGUAUCAAAAGCUACAUGUUCUAUGCGUUAGACUUGAGAGUAGGAUCUUAUAGUUGACAAGGGAAUUUGGGGCACCCCAUGUUUAGCAUCUGCCACAAGGCUAUAUGUAUGUGCUUCAUGAGAAAAUAUAUUUUCACUUUUUCCGGCUUGCAGAGGCACGAGUUUUGAUGUUUGGUAAUUGCAACUAAUUGUAAACAUAGUUUACAUAUGUGACAUGUGUGAACUUUCCUGAAUGUGUCAGAUUCUGAUGUUUUGCUAUAUACCUGUGCUUUAAAACUUAGAAGUACCUUGUGUUUUUUCUGUGGGUUUGAAUCCCUAUUAUGCAUCUUUUCUGUUAGCUAAAAUUUACAUUUACCUUGUAUCAUCAUAGUCAAUAAAGUAGAAUACCUAAAAUAAUUUCCAUAUUAUUCUGCAGAACUGAAACUUUGUAAAUCUACUCAUGGAUGAAUAUUCCAAUAGAAAAUCUUCUGGUCUUGCUAUCUCCAGGAGAGGGCCUAGCCUUGUUUUAAGGGACUCAGCGGAGAACAACAAAGAUCGGAAUGUUCAGGUUUGCAGCCGAGUUGGAUGUGGCAGCAAAUUGAAUUCAGUGAAGGAUGCUAAAGUUAGCUCUCCGAGUAAAGUCAAAUCUCCAAAAACUCCUUUCCGUUCAUCUGCUCAAGGAAAAGAAACCAUUGGAAGUUCAUCCAGAACUCUGUCUUCUCCUAGUCCUUUUAAAAAAUCUCUUUCAGACCGGAAGAAGAAACUGCCUUCUAAUCUUGACACUGAUUCAGAAAUGUGCAGUCUUCAAGAUGAAUCCGAGGAAGUCUCUGGAAAGACCCGGAUAAGGGUUCAGCCCGAGCCAGAAGAUCAUGAUUCCGUUGAAGCUUCAUCAUCUGAAGCUGGGAGUUCCAGUUCGGGACCCUCUAACAGAUUGGCAAACAGAAAUACUCAGAGGUUUGGGUUGGGGCGCCAAGAUUCUGCUGCAAGUUCUGCUUCAUUUUCUUUAAAUAAAACCAACCAAGGGCAAAGAAAUGGUGGUGGUGGUGGUGCUAGUGCUAGCAGGUAUAAUCUGCGACAAUUAAAAUGUAACUCAAUCUCUGACGUUGUUCCAUCAGGUUCUCCGCAGUCUGCUGAAUCAAGUCUCAGUAAGAAGAGGGACACAGGUUGUAGGAAGAGAAAUGGUGAAGCUGAGAGUAGUUUACCUGUGCGAGGUAAGAAAAUUAAUGGGGCUACCCAAGAUGAUAGGAGGAAUGACUAUCCAAAUCGUGGAAUAUCAAUAUCUGAUACAAGGCGUACCAGAAGCUCGAGUCCUGGGAAUAACGAUGUCACGUCUGUUAGGAGUCGGAGAUCUGUUGCUAGAACAAGGCUUUCAAAUCAGGAUACCCGGGAUAGAUUACCAUUGGUUGAGUCACCCCUGAGGAACCCAUCUUCACCUCUACCCGAGUCAUCAACUGGAGGAACUGAUUUUAGUUUGGAAAAUCAGUUCUCUGGCCGAACUCCAGCUGGUUCUUUAAGUUCUUAUAAUAGACCAGGUGGCGGUAGUGAACAUAUGCGGCCUAGUAGGUCUAUUGAUCCCUAUGAAGCUGGCAUUGCUCGCUCUUUUAUGAACCGUGAUACCUUAAGACAGUACAACUUAGAUGGGAUUGCAGAGAUGUUAUUAGCGCUAGAGAGAAUUGAACAAGAAGAAGAUCCAACCUACGAGCAAUUGCUUGUUCUGGAGACUAAUCUUUUCCUAGGAGGACUUUCUUUUCAUGAUCAGCACAGGGACAUGAGGCUGGAUAUUGAUAAUAUGUCAUAUGAGGAACUAUUAGCUUUAGAAGAGAGCAUGGGAACUGUAAGUACAGCCGUGCCAGAAGAUGAUUUGGCCAAGUGUCUUAAAAGGAACAUCUACCAGGGUGUUGCAGAUUGUAGAGAGGAUGAGCAUGAUAUCAAAUGCAGCAUAUGCCAGGAAGAAUAUGGUGGCGGGGAAGAAGUAGGAAGAUUGAGUUGUGAUCACAGCUACCACAUUGAAUGUAUAAAUCAAUGGUUGAGGCUCAAGAACUGGUGCCCUAUCUGCAAGGCUUCUGCAUCACCUUCAACUUCAGCAACUCCGCCUCCCUGAACUUCGCUGUUAUAUUCUUCCCUUUUUUUUCCAGUUUGUACAGACCGCAAUCUGUCGAUUUUUAUUUCUUCAUCAGAAAUUUGAUGUUUCUAUAGAUAGUCAUUUGGUUACUUUUUUCUUUUUCCUUAUUUGUACAUAUAAUUUCUCUUCUAUGUGCCAACUAAUAAUGCUCGAGCUGUUAGAGGCUCCAUUAUGGGAACAGGUUCACUUCACUUAUUUUACAUAAACAGAUUCUCAAGUAUAUAUAAAUCCCUCUCCUCAAAAUUUCUUCUCUUA
This is a messenger RNA of Beta vulgaris subsp. vulgaris (sugar beet), 3906 nucleotides long. RefSeq names its product probable E3 ubiquitin-protein ligase RHG1A. The coding region runs from base 1990 to 3630 and encodes 546 amino acids. The transcript has 5 exons. NCBI's taxonomy places the organism in Eukaryota, Viridiplantae, Streptophyta, Magnoliopsida, Caryophyllales, Amaranthaceae. The record is from RefSeq and is a predicted model, not a curated record. Gene Ontology annotation, molecular function: ubiquitin protein ligase activity.